Molecule: messenger RNA, 834 nt
Organism: Colletotrichum graminicola M1.001
Lineage: Eukaryota; Fungi; Ascomycota; Sordariomycetes; Glomerellales; Glomerellaceae
Exons: 3
Coding region: 1-834 (277 amino acids)
Biological process (GO): proteolysis
Molecular function (GO): cysteine-type peptidase activity
Source: RefSeq, a predicted model, not a curated record
AUGUCCAACCCCCAGAAGCACAAGAUCCAGCGCCAGUCCGAUGCCCGCCGGUCCGCUCAGCUCCAAGAUGGCGGCGUCACGCCCCAUAUUUUCCGGGCAGGCCUCAGGUCCGAUGCAAACCGCCGAUCCGUCGCGCUGCCCCAAGCCCCCGCCCGCGCCGACGUUAAGCCCGAGGAUGGCAAGCCUGGUUCCGAGGCAGCUAGCAUCAAGAAGGAUGGACCAGCCCCCAGCCCCAUAGACUUGACCGAGCAGGAUGUCGAUGUAAUCCUCGACAAUAAGAGCCACGAGGACAACGAGACGCGUCUACGUGUGUUUGAGCCUGGCAUGUGGCUUAAUGACGACGCCAUCGACGUGAUCAUCCGGGAAUUUUCCGCAAGGGACAUACGCUUCGGGCGCGUCAGUUCUACAGAAAGCACCAUCCUCCAGCGGUCUCAGUCCGAGCGGAUCCCAGCUGCGCUCCGGAAGCGGUUUAGGUCCUUAGCAGUGACCGAUCUUUGGCUUAUGCCUGUGUGUGACUCGGGCCACUGGGUGCUGUUUGUGGGCCAUGGCAUGGACACAAUCGACUACUUCGACUCCCUCCUUGUCAACGGCUACAAGACUCGAAUGGUGGCUGUUGUAAACGACUUUCUCCGGUGCGUAUGGGGCACCGACGUGGCGCUCCCCGAGCCGCGGACGGUCAUGUGCCACCAGCAGCCCAACGGUUUCGACUGCGGGUUGCACGUCCUGCGCAACGCCGACAUCGUCACUCGCCAUCCAGGCAGCCAUCACAUUAUCCCCCUCCUACCUGACGAACUGCGCGCAUACUACAAGGAUGUCUACCAGAGGUUAUUGUGA